This is a messenger RNA of Epinephelus lanceolatus (giant grouper), 1644 nucleotides long. Lineage: Eukaryota; Metazoa; Chordata; Actinopteri; Perciformes; Serranidae. The record is from RefSeq and is a predicted model, not a curated record.
GCUGCUGGAUAUCUUUUUUUUCGCAUGAGGCAGGGGAUCGAGAAGGGAGAGCACUUGGAUAUCACAAAUACUUGGAUUGUUUAUUGGCCCUCAGUGCAUGAACCUGUAUUGAGCUUUUCCUGUGAUACAACUGAACCUGAGCAAUGCAGUCCAUCAGAGACUUGAAGCCCAACUUCAGCGGCCCUCCUCCCUCCUCCAUGGCCGCUGGCCCCGAUGCCUAUUUCCAAGGCAACAUCAGGAUGACUCUGGAGGACCCUGAACUCUGGAAGACCUUCCAUGAAAUUGGAACUGAGAUGAUUAUCACUAAACCGGGCAGGAGGAUGUUUCCACACUGUAAAAUUAAUCUAUCCGGCCUUAUUCCAUGUGCCAAGUACAUCUUACUGGUUGACAUGGUCCCUGAGGAUGGCUUCAGGUAUAAGUGGAAUAAAGAGAAAUGGGAGGUGGCAGGGAAAGCGGAGCCCCAGCCUCCCUGCAGGACAUACCUCCACCCCGACUCUCCAGCCCCGGGGAGCCACUGGAUGAAGCAGUCUGUCUCCUUCCUCAAGCUCAAACUCACCAACAAUACGCUCGACCAGCAUGGCCAUAUCAUUUUGCACUCCAUGCAUCGCUACCACCCACGCUUCCACAUCGUCCAGGCAGAUGACCUGUUCAGUGUUCGCUGGAGUGUUUUCCAGACCUUCACCUUCCCCGAGACUUCCUUCACAGCGGUCACAGCAUAUCAGAACACCAAGAUCACAAAGCUGAAGAUCGAUCACAACCCAUUUGCAAAAGGUUUCCGGGACGAAGGCACCAACAAAAAAAGGCGUUCAAACAAGAAUCCUGCCUGCCUUGAGAAGCGAGCCAAGAUGUCAGACAUUUUGAACAGAGACUCAGAGGAGGACAGUCCACCAGAUUUCUGCCGCUCAUCGUAUGAGGGUUAUGACGCAGAGGAAGGAGACCUGCCUAAAAGGAAGGAGGAUGAUGGCGUCAAAGAGGAGCGUUACUCUCCGUGGACUGCUGAGAGGGAGCACAAUGUGAGGACUGAAUCUCCCGCUGGGGCAGACCCCAGGGACAUGUACAACACAGAGCAGCUUGUUCCCGCUCCGGCUUCCUACCAGCCAUACAGGUUCCAUGAGUAUGGAAAGUCCCCCUCUCCCUCCUCCAGUGUCGGCAGCAGCAACAGUGGAUCAGGACGCAGCAGCUUUGAGUCCAGAGUCCCUGACAUCGCUACUGUCCCUGACCAUGACUCUUCAAAGCCCCGUACACAUGAGGUUGGCCCUUCCCCUUGUGGCCCCCAGCACCUCCCUGCCCACCAGGACUACACCGGUGUCCUCAACAUGACCAUGGCUCAGGCCAGCAAGCCAGGUGUGAUCAGCCACCACAUCUAUAGUCCAUACAGUGCCGAGCAGCCCCUCGGCCAGUGGAGCAGCCCCGGCUCUGCUCAGUAUCCCCCUCCUCACCACCUGACCGCUGACUACACCACGCAAGCUGUGCACCAUGGUUAUCACCAUGGCAACGUGGCUGAGUGGAGCCAGUACCCACUGUUCUCUUACUCCUGCUGGUGAAGAGAUCUUCAAUGACUGAGAGUGACUUUACUGAUGCUACCACUACUGCUGCUGCCAUCCUGACAGAAUGCUGAUCCAGUGCUCACAGCUAAGAGAAUGC